AUGAGGCCAGUAAGCAUUGCAGCCGGGACGGAGCGAGCACCAGAUAAGAGUGCCCACACCCAGUGUGUGUGUGUAGGCCGCAAUGGCGGCCGGCCGGAAAGGCCGCAACGGCAGUUGUGCGUGGCGAGGGGCUCGAGUCCCCCCGCCGCCUCCCCCCUUGACCGGAAAGAGCCGGCCGGAAAGGCUGCGGCGGCGGCUGUGCGCGGCCGGGAGCGCGAGGCUCCCCGGGCGCCUCCCCGCAUUGCUGGAUGGAGCCGGCCGGGAAGGCCGCGGCGGCGGCCGUGCGCGGCGGGAGGCGCGAGGCCCCCCCCGCCUCCCCCUUUGACUUGCGGGGCCGGCCAGAAAAGCCACAACAGCGGCUGUGCGCGGCCGGAGGCGCGAGGCCCCCGGCCGCCUCCCCACCCCGCCGGCGAACCGGCAGAAGAGGCCGCGGAGGCGGCUGCGUGCGGCCGGAGGCGCGAGGCCCCCGGCCGCCUCCCCACCUUGCCGGCAGGAGCCGGCAUGAAGGCGCAAGGCCCAAGCCCGCCUCCUCACGUUGCCGGCAGGAGCCGGAGGAAGGCCGCGGAGGCGGCUUUGCCUGGCAGGGGGCACGAGGCCUGUCCCGUCGGCCCCCUCCCCCCGGCCUGA
Molecule: messenger RNA, 627 nt
Organism: Sphaerodactylus townsendi
Lineage: Eukaryota; Metazoa; Chordata; Lepidosauria; Squamata; Sphaerodactylidae
Product: basic salivary proline-rich protein 1-like
Exons: 1
Coding region: 1-627 (208 amino acids)
Source: RefSeq, a predicted model, not a curated record